UUUGAGAAAACCAUUGUCACAAUCUUACCGAUAUGAUGUGCUCAAUUAUCCUCUCAAAUAAUUAGAAAGUGCUCGGCAAGCUCGAGGCAGCCUGCGUGGCAGCAGAGAGAGAGAGAGAGAGAGAGAGAGAGGGAGAGAGAGAGAGAGAGGGACAGAGAGAGAGAGAGAUUCGGGGGAGGGUGUCCGUCUGUCUGUCUGUCGAUGUGAGGAUUUGCACAACAACACAGACCGAUGUAAUUUGUAGGAACUUCAAAGCUUCCAAGUAGCAGGACGUUAUUGACUCCUCUCCUCUCCAGUCAGUGGGUGUGAUGCCACCAUGGAGGCACAGAACAACAACCAGUCCACCUUAGACAACCAGAACAAUUUCUACAAGAUACCCAAUCAGGAGGAUCAGAAAAAUGUGCCAAGCUAUAGAUACUGCUGCACUAUGGCAAACUUCCGGAUUGAGAAGAAGAUUGGUCGGGGUCAGUUCAGUGAGGUCUAUAAAGCUACAUAUCUACUCGAAGGACAUCUGGUUGCACUCAAGAAAGUCCAGAUCUUUGAAAUGAUGGAUGCUAAGGCCCGUCAAGACUGCAUCAAGGAGAUAGAUCUACUGAAGCAGCUGAAUCACCCCAAUGUAAUCAAGUACAUAGACUCCUUUAUUGAAGACAAUGAGCUCAACAUUGUUCUGGAGCUGGCGGAUGCUGGAGAUCUGUCCCAGAUGAUAAAGUACUUCAAGAAGAAGAGGCGACUCAUACCAGAGAGGACAAUAUGGAAAUAUUUUGUGCAGUUGUGUAGCGCCCUGGAGCACAUGCAUUCACGUAGAGUAAUGCACCGUGAUAUCAAACCAGCCAACGUGUUCAUAACAGCCACGGGGGAGGUAAAGCUGGGCGACCUGGGAUUAGGCCGCUUCUUCAGCUCCAAAACCACAGCAGCACAUUCUUUAGUGGGGACGCCUUACUACAUGUCACCAGAGAGGAUCCAUGAGAACGGAUACAAUUUUAAGUCAGAUAUCUGGUCCCUGGGAUGUCUUUUGUAUGAGAUGGCUGCCCUGCACAGUCCAUUUUAUGGGGACAAGAUGAACCUCCUGUCCCUCUGCCAGAAGAUUGAGCAGUGUGAUUACCCUCCCCUCCCACCUGACCAUUAUUCCGAGAAGCUGCGGAACCUGGUCAGCAUGUGCAUCAACCCUGACCCAGACCAGAGACCGGACAUAGUCUUUGUGCUGCAGAUCGCCAAACAAAUGCACAUGUGGACGUCGAGCACCUGAAGACCUCCUCCGCUCCAGGAACCCCUCUCGGCUCAGUUUGAGGCUCUCAAACCACUAGAUGUAAGCUGUGCUUAGUCUCACAGAACCCUCAUCUCAACAUGAGAAAACCUCCGAAGGGUAUGCACAAGUGGACAGUGAUGUUUUGACGUCAAAACUCCCACUUCUUUUCUGUCUCGGAGGAUGUGAAGAGGUACAUUUGUGGUGCAGCGCUCAUCGAAAGUGAAAGUGAAAUCACACUUGUUCAUGUGAGAGGUGACUGCAUUUCUGCCUUUUUUUCUUUAGCUAAGGACAGAGGGCUGUGUCUGACUCUGAUCACAGAUUCUUCUGAGCUUUUUUAUGUAACUCCGCAGUGGUUGCAUUCCAAGUUUACCCUGUUCCAGGUGAAUGUGUGUAGUAGAGCAGGGCAAUUUGAAAAUGUACCAUUUGUCAUUGUAAUCCUAUCUUACAUAUUUUUAUACUACCAUUUUAAGUACAUCAUUUAAGGGGUCUACGAGGACAGUGAGUAAAUACGUAUUAGCAUUUAUUCAGUCAGAUUUCUCUGAGAUAGACUUCUGAAAACAAAAGCACAGUCAAAAGUACAGUCUGUUGUGAUGGAGAUUCAGUGUGAGAUUUAUUAUGUGACAUAUACACAGAUAAUGUCUAGCAGAGGAAAGUAUAUUUCGCAGCCUGAGUGACUGUGGUGUUCCCAGAAUCUCAAGACCAUCAGUUAACUAAUGCGUUAUAUACAGCUUACAGAUUUUUGUGGCCUAUUUUUUUCUUUAAAUACUCGGAACCAUACAAAAAAAUCCAAUGAAAUUAUCUUUGUUACCAUGUGAAGUUUGCUAAUGUUGGCAAUGGCAUCUUGUAGCUCUGCCUGAUGAAUCAUGGUUUGAUCUCUUUCUAGCUGGUCACCUCUAGUUACUAAGAAAUAUAUUUGUGGCUGCUUAAAUGAUAAAUCGUAAACCAGCCCAGUCUCACUGUUGGUGGUUUGUUAAAAGUCCAGUGUGUAGAAUUUAGUGGCAUGUUUGCAGAUUCCCACCACUGAAUUACGCCUCCCACACACAUUCACAUCCUACAGUUGCUGCCAAGUUGAUGUAAAAGGGUGAUGAUGUGAGAGGAUGUGGAUGUGAGGGUGUUGUUGAAAAAGCCCUCAUUGUCUGGUGUGUUUGUUCUGGACUAUUCCGUAGACACGGCAGCUCUCUGCCUCUCUCAUUCUUGCCUACAACUUCCCAACGUCUCUUUAUUUUCUGGGUAGUUGGGUCACGUUUUUUCUCUGGUCUCUUGCAGCUGUACACAACAUGAAGAAACCUGUUAAGUGACACUUUUGAACCGUAUUGUAGUUGCUCCGAGUCUCAUCAUCUUGGCAGUACUCACUCUUUGCUUAUUCAGAUGAGCUACAUCUAUAACCUUCAGUAUGCAUAAAUUUAAACCUGAAUCAAAUUUACUGACAUAAGUUAAAUAAAAAUUGAACCCUGGGAGUAUUUCUGUUUCUGCUGUAAAACACGUCAUUUUAGCAUUGAUGUGUUUGAAGCAAGCCUAAAGUGGCUAUUCAAGGAACUGCAGCUUUUAACACUCUGGAGGCCCUGGAGGUCGCAGCUGGGAAGUGUACUGGCAGGCUAUCAGACUGUCAGAUUUGUCCAUGAAUUAAAAAAAAAAUAAUAAUCUUUUCAAUCCCUCAAUAUUAUACAGUAGCCAUCCUUCAUCACUGAGAUCACCAUUACAGUAUUGCAUCUGUUAAUGUAAUGUAACAGGGCUUCUUCACCAUCCACCACAGCUGCUCUGGAUACUUAACGGGAGUGGAUGAUUGUUUGUGUCUGCUCAGUCUGUGUCUGAACUCCUGGGUGUACUCACAGCACCAACAUCUGAAUGAUAACCUUUUAGAACUAACUACAUUUUGAUUUUGUGACAUUCUUAUGUCUGAAUACUUAAAUAUUCUACGGUAUAGAGUGUUUAUGUGGGAAUUUAGAAGGACUGAAAAACUCAUAAACCAAUUUUUCUUUGCGUAAAGGACAAAAACAUUCAGAACUUAGCUCUAGGAAACUGAAGAACUACCGCAAGAGCAUACGUUGCUAUUUGAAUUUACAUUACAAAUCCACACAGACACAUUAUGCUAGGGUGCCAUGGUGGUGGGUGUUGUUGAGUAUUCCAUCAAUGUUACAUAUAUGAUCACUGUUUAAAGUGUGUGACCGUUAUUAAUGUGAAACUGUAAGUGCCAUUGAGAUUAGAUGCUGUGAAAGUCCUUUUGUUUGCUAGUACUAAAGAGUAUGUUUAAAAAUGUUACUGCAAGACCCAUAUCAAAUGGACAACGCCAAACCACACAGAACCAUUUCAUAUAUUUGUACUCUGUGCUAUUACAAUAAAUGUAUUAUGUGCACAGGAAGAGUGGUAGCUUCCAGUUUCCAUCAUGUUUAGACAACAUAUAUCUUGUAUCCUUAUCCUCCAUUUACAGGACUUAUUAAAUCGUGUCUUCUCACUCUGAAGUAUUGUGCGAUCAUGUUUUUACCAUCUGCUUAUUUCUGUGGAGUGUGACAUUAAAUUGUGGUCAGUGUGGAAUCGA
Messenger RNA from Mugil cephalus (flathead mullet), 3782 nucleotides. It is a transcript of the gene nek6, whose product is annotated as NIMA-related kinase 6. Lineage: Eukaryota; Metazoa; Chordata; Actinopteri; Mugiliformes; Mugilidae. The coding region runs from base 317 to 1246 and encodes 309 amino acids. Gene Ontology annotation, molecular function: protein kinase activity; ATP binding. Gene Ontology annotation, biological process: protein phosphorylation. The record is from RefSeq and is a predicted model, not a curated record. The transcript is spliced from 10 exons.